Messenger RNA from Eleginops maclovinus (Patagonian blennie), 2142 nucleotides. It is a transcript of the gene scel, whose product is annotated as sciellin. Gene Ontology annotation, cellular component: cytoplasm. The coding region runs from base 247 to 1785 and encodes 512 amino acids. Lineage: Eukaryota; Metazoa; Chordata; Actinopteri; Perciformes; Eleginopidae. The transcript has 27 exons. The record is from RefSeq and is a predicted model, not a curated record. Gene Ontology annotation, biological process: epidermis development.
CCGUACAUUAUUAAGGUAUAAACGCCGAUGACAGAAAGAGAAAAAUCUGGAGUGAGAGAGUGAGCGUUUUCUUUGAUUGUCGUCUGAAGCCACACCCGUGGGUGGCCUCAGAAUCUCCUCCCUUAAGGUUAAAAGCACAAGGAAUGACAAGGAGUGCAAACUGUCGAGUGAUAGACAGGUGAUUAGACCUGAGAUACAGUCAGAGUUUACUUAUCUGUCCAACUAGCCAUCAGUGAAGGUUUCAAAAUGAGCAAGUAUUCAGCAUACAAGAAUCCCACUCUGCUGAAAGACAACAGCUGGAUCAGAAAAGUGGACGAUGAGGAUGAAGCUGUCGAUCGAGACCCAAACUUUGGCAAGACUGUUCUAAGCCAGGUCAAAACCGAGGAGACUUCUGUGGGUCCAGGGGGGGAAGAAGUAAAAACCACCACAACUACAAAAACUUCCACAUCUGUGCAGGCGCUCAGCAAGAGAUUUGGCGCAAGUCAGGAAGAUCUGAACAGCAGCAGCACCCUCCCCUCCAGCAAGACAUCCUCCUACUCCAAAAGCAGCACCUACUCAUCUGUGAAGUCCGACUCGCCGGUCAGAACCACUCCCAAAAUGACUGUCAUAGGGAAACCUCAGACAAGCACAAGGACCUCCUCUGUCUCCAAGGAUGGCAAAACCACUGAGACCACCAUCACCACCACCCAGAGUCUUAGAUCCCCUGUGCUUAAGAGUCCCACCAUGACUGAGACAUUCAGCGAGAGGGUCAAGAAUACAAGCAAAGGGACAAUGUACUCAAGCUUCUCACCAACAAAGACAACCAAAGUGACUGAAACAACUGUUAGCAGCAAUAACGAUGCUGAGGACGAUCUUUUUGAUACCCUCAUCCCUUCAAAGAUCAGGGAGGAUUACUCACCCACAGACAGCAAAAAGACUGUUUCCACGGUUGAGACUGUCACUGUGAAAAGCAGCGCUGACAUUGAUGCGGAGGACCAUCUUUUUAACACACUCGUCCCCUCAAAGACCAAGGAUGACUACUCACCCACAGACAGCAAAACAACUGUCUCCAGCACUGAGUACGUGACAGUGAGAAGCAGCAGUAAUGGAAAGGAGACUAAAACUACCACCACGACUAGGAGUUCUGCCUCGGCCGAGGAUGACCUGUAUGGCACACUCUUGCCUAGUGGCAUUACAAAUGCGUCCAGCCUGUCCUCUCCUGUCAGCAGCAGCAGCAGCAGCAGCAGCAUCUCAAAGAGAGAGAUCACCACAGUUGAGAGCAGCAGAGGAGGUUCAAGCCCAUCCUCCACCCUAAGGACCUCCAGCUACAGCUCGUACACUGAUGAUCUUCCUUCCACCCGCACCUCCUCCUACACCAUCAGCAGCACACCCAGUGACGACUACAGCAGCGACAAGUCCUACUCUUACUCCAAACCAAACUCCAGCUAUGAGUACACCAGUAUCUCCAGUCCCACCUCCUACACCUCAAAAACAUACAGGAGCAGCAGCCGGUCAGAUGACGUGUCAGAUUCAGUCUACUCAUCCUCCAUGAAGAGUGUGUAUGGAGCUCCUGAGAGGACGGUGCUUGAGAAAGACCUGUGCACCUACUGCCGUAAGCCCUUCACUGGUGACGCCAAGAUGGUCCUGGAUGACAUGAAGAUCAACUGCCACAUUACCUGCUUUAAAUGUGAGGUGUGUAACAGCAAUAUGGGUUAUAUGAAAGCUGGGGACAGCAUGUGGAUCUACAAACGCAUGGUGCACUGUGAAAACUGCUUUGAGAUCACCAGAGAAAAAUGGUGUCGCUGAAUAUCCCCAAGCGCUCCCUGGAGAAGAAGCAUAUAUGAUUAUAGAUAAAAAUGGAUUGCUGUUUAUCAGUAUGUUUAUGGUGAUAUGGGUUCUUGUGUUUUUACAAGCUGAUAAAAAGCUUUAUCUUGGUGUUUUGACAAAUGACAGUUACAUAUUGAAUAUACCUUUUUAGUAACAUGCACCUACAGCUAUCUGUUACUGUGUUGUUGACAUUGUGAUAUUGCUGCCUCUGUUUCUACAACUUUUCACAAAUGUAGCCUUUUAGCAGACUCUUGUGUGAAACAUAAAAUAAGAUAAUGCAAUAUUUAGGGCCGGGGGCUUUUUCUGAGUGCAAUAAAGGCAAUCAAUAUAGCUUUA